Molecule: messenger RNA, 1879 nt
Organism: Sphaerodactylus townsendi
Lineage: Eukaryota; Metazoa; Chordata; Lepidosauria; Squamata; Sphaerodactylidae
Exons: 13
Coding region: 145-1734 (529 amino acids)
Source: RefSeq, a predicted model, not a curated record
CUGCAGAGGAGCACACACGCGAGCUUUGUUUUGAGCCACGCCUUCCAAAUUAUAGCACCCGCCUUUCCCCGGUUCACGGAGAGCGAUUUCACUUAUUGGUUCCAAGGGGCCUUCCAAUACAUUCUACACGCUGUGAAUGAGACGAUGAUGGCCCAGAUCCCACUCAGCUUAUCAUGUGACUCUUACCAGCAAAUACUGAAAGCUUUCAACAAGGUCUACGCCAACAUCCCGGCCGAGAGCAGUCAGAGCAUUUUUCAGUUCAGCAAAGCAUUUCUGGGGCGAAAGGUCAAAUCAGGCAUUGCAUGUGGACACCCCACUCAGGGCACUCUGGACUGGCUGACAACCAACCUUGGCAGCUUCAGCAGUUAUGUGGACUAUGAGGACCUGCUGAGCUGGAAUCUCCGUUUUGAUGGGAUGGCUGCGCUCGAGAGUCUGUCUCCACCACAACUGGCGUCUCUCACUCUCCGCUCGGAUGCCAUCAACGAGGAAGAGAAGAUGUGCCAAAUUAUGGCCAGGUUGGAGAACAAACCACUAGAAGCCGUCUACCAGUAUCUGGACCAAUUCAAUGUGGAGGCUCAGAAGCUUGCUAUAACAUCCCUCAAAGAGGAAGUCAUCCGUAAAAAGAUGCUCUCUUUGUUCAUGGAGGCAACUGGAGCUGAGUUCUCAACCUUCCGACCUGGAAACUGGACCCAUUUGCUGUCCGAAAGGUUAGCUCUCUUUCUGCCCAGCGCUGGCGAAAAGGAAUUGGAACAGAUCCUGUCUCGUGUUUCUGGCUGCGACAGCUUCAGAGCUGUGGUGUCCUCUCUGGGCCAUGUUCAUUCUUCCAUCCCAACACCCAACCAAGAAAGCAUCUACAAGUCUUUGUUUGCCUUCCUGGAAAGCCAGCAGAGCACGACAGGGUCAGCCUGUGCUUCUAAAACCAGAGGAAUGGAGGCCUGGUUGCAGGAUAAUUUGGGGGCAUUUGCAGCAAACGCUCCUUAUGAAGACUUCACAAAGCUGAUUACUGAUUUCAGUGGGUUUGAGGUCAGGCACAAUCUCACCUCCACCCAAUUGGCUCAUGUCUUCUUUGAGCCGGGCAUCCUGGAUUCCCCUGAGGCGGUCAGCUCUCUCUUGAUGCCACUGGAGAACAGACCUCCCGCGGACACCAUUGCUUUCGUGACAGAAUUCAUGGCUGUCGCCGCUCAGAGUGGUGUAAACAUGAUGCCCAACCAAGAGGUGAGAAACAUGAUGUUCCAAGCUAUCUUCAGCAAAGUCAAGCAUUUGUUUACCAUCACAAGCGUUUCCCAAUACAAGGACUGGUUCCAAAACAAGCUCAGCUUGUGGCUGCCCAGCAUCAACGCCUCCGCCCUGAACGUUCUCCCCAGGACUAUCCCGUGCGGUGUUUUCAAAAUCAUAAUGACUGGUCUGAACGGAGCCUUUGAGCAGAUGUCUCUGGACAGUCAUCACGAUGUCUAUGCCUUCGCCCAACGCUACCUGGCUUCCAAGACCUCUCAGGGAGGUGAUCCUUGCACGGAGAACACCCGGGGCAGCUUGGGCUGGCUGCGUUCCAACUUUGGAGCCUUCAGUUCCUUAGCCCGUUACAAAGAUCUGACUGACAUCAAUCCAGAUUUCAGUGCGAUGGAUGCCAGAGAGGCUUUCACCCCAGCACAGCUGGCCGACUACACCCUGGCGAGCGACGUUUUGCGGGACAACGAGAAAGCCGGGAAGGUGUCGACUCAUGCGCCGGAACGAUAGCCGGGAGUUCAUGGCGGACGUCAACGCGGGUGCCUUGCAGAAGAAACUGUCUCAGCUGCCCCAGUCGGAGACAAGGAGAUUCAUGUUGGGUGAGAUCUUCUGUCACUUGAGCAGUGCGUUCCCACUCUUCACCGCAAAGGACUAC